UCUGUGUUCAGUAAAAUGGCAGAAUCCAGUGUUUCUUUGACUCAGGAUGAGUUCAGCUGUCCAAUCUGUUUGGAUCUACUGAAGGAUCCAGUGACUGUACCCUGUGGACACAGUUACUGUAUGAGCUGUAUUACAGACUGCUGGGAUCAGGAUGAUCAGAAGGGAGUCUACAGCUGCCCUCAGUGCAGACAGACCUUCACCCCAAGACCUGUUUUAGGUAAAAACACCAUGCUGGCUGAAGUAGUGGAAAAACUCAAGAUGACAAAACUCCAAACUGCUCGUCCUGCUCAGUGUUACUCUGGAUCUGGAGAUGUGGAGUGUGACGUCUGUACUGGGGACAAAAACAAAGCCAUCAAGUCCUGUCUGGUGUGUCUGAACUCUUACUGUCAAUAUCAUCUUGAACAACAUGAGAUUUCUUCAGAGUUUAAUCAGAUGAAUGAAUGUUGAUAAAGAAAGACUAGAAAAAAAGAUGUGGAAAUGUGGAAAUAUAAUCAUUGACACCAACAGCAGAAAUAAUACUUGUAAUGUAACUUAA
Carassius carassius (crucian carp) is the source of this 535-nucleotide messenger RNA. Its product is annotated as E3 ubiquitin/ISG15 ligase TRIM25-like. Bases 16 to 447 code for a protein of 143 amino acids. Lineage: Eukaryota; Metazoa; Chordata; Actinopteri; Cypriniformes; Cyprinidae. The transcript is spliced from 2 exons. The record is from RefSeq and is a predicted model, not a curated record.